GAAAGUGUAUUCUUUUCAACGUGGUGAUCAGAACAUUUCGAAUACACAUCAUGAUGGUCACGAUUUUACAUAAAAAAAAAUGCUUAGACAGAAAGAAAUUUUACAUUUUAAUCGCUUUUGAAGCGAAAACAGAAUUGCCGACGAACCCUGACAAGAGUGUUGGAAGACAAUAUCUCUAGCUUCUGUUUUAAAAUCAUUUUUAAAGUUGAAGAAAUAAUCUAGGCAAGACAUUGCUCUUUUUUGCGUUAAUCAAUAAAGUACACUUCAAAGUUAGAAGAAUAGUGAGCGAGUCAAAGAUAAACAAGACAUAACUUAUUCCCACAGAGGGGCAGCUAAUUAAAAACGUUCUAGUCAAUGGUAAGCAAUUAUUAAGAAUAUUAAAAGGCUUUUUAAAUUAACGGAUUGAAACGAGGCUGAUAGAUUGACAUCACUUUGGGAAUGUCGUUAUUAAAUGUAAUGUAUGUUAAAAAAGAAGCGUCAUAAAGAUAGAAAGAGUGGUGUAAAUUAGAAAAAAUAUAUUUCGUAUGGAUGUGUGACUUCUAGUUGCGUUGCAGUGUUUUAUGUAUCUCUCAUUUUCUCAUGGAUCGAUUGUUACUUAACUGUAAUUAAAGCGUAUGGAGUUAUAAUCCGUGACUAUCUUAUACUUAGCAAGAAAAUCUCUAACAAGAUGAAAGCUUUUAUACGCACACAUGCAACAGCAAGUUUAAGCGCAGCACGGAGUAAGACUGAAUUUAUCAGAACUGAGGAGAAAAAUGAAACACAGAAACACAAACCAAUUAUAUCCCGCUUGAAUUUCCCGUUUAAAAUUACUAUGUCUAUUCAUCCGGAAGGAACGUUAUCCGUCGAGUCUCAUGAAUUGCUGUCGGUUGGUGAUGAGAUUUAUCACAGUGAGAAUGAAAUAUCAAGUCCAGAUGCAAGUCCAAAGUUAAUUUUACGAAAGGUGUCUAGUGAGGAAACAAACACGGUAGGUAACCUUGUCACGAUCAAUUUGCACCCGGAUGAUAUACAAGCUCCACCAUUACGUAAAAGAUCUCAAACGCAACUUGAAACCGGAAAAAUAGACGCGAAACAUUUGUUGCGACCAAAAAGUGAAUACUGCCAGUCUUCUGAUCAAGAAAAUGAAGAUAUCCUAUCUACUUCAAUGGAUUCUAAAUCUCUGAAGAAAAGUUUGAAACAAAUGAAGCCAACAUAUAGUCCGAAGGAAUCACGAAAAGGGAGUUUAAGAGCAGCAAUGAGGUCUCGGUCGAAGUCUGCUGGAAUCAGUGACGAUGAACGGCCACACAGCACUGGGAUUUUCCAACGUAAAGGGAGCGUACAAAAGGAAAAAGUGUUUCGACACAACAGCAUGCCGGCAGAAAAAGGCCGACUAAAUCUUCCUGACGUUGAUUUAAAACAGGCGUGGGUGCCGUUAAGAGAAGCAUUAAAUGCCAUCAGUGCUUUAAAAGGAGGACGAUUUCGACGCCGAGCAAGUUUCGAGGGUGACGAAUGGGAGAUGAUACAAAAAGAAUUGGAACUUUUGAAAUUAGAACAACCAGAUGCAUAUUUCAAGUUCAAGAUCAUUCAAGUUCAAGAGAAAUUUCCAAACGACAAGCUCGAUUUGGAUGUAUCGCUAGAAGAACAUGAAAAAUUAAAACACAGAAGAUAUAACUCGCCUAACAUGAGACACAAAAAAAAUUUGUCAAGUGAUAUAGAAAUCGAACGAAAGCUGAACGAUGAUACAGAAAGAGGCGGAGGAAGAGCGUCCCCCACCUCUCCUACGUUGGUGCGAAGACUGUACAUACAAGAAGGACCAGUAAAAUUGUCGUCGACAACUUCUACGAAUGAGCGCUAUUUCAUCUUAUUUAAUGAUCUCCUCCUGGUUGCAAAGCCGAAAUCCACCUCCAACUUUAAACUCAAAGAACGCGUGAGAGUAAGCGAGAUAUGGUUGGCUCAUUGCAUAGAUGAUGUAACAGAAGCAACCGUGAUACAUGAUAGAUCCUUUGUGAUUGGAUGGCCGACAACGAAUUACGUAGCAGCAUUUAACUCCACCGAAGAAAAAGAAUUAUGGUUCACUGCGCUUGAAAAAAGUAUCAACGAGAGGCGAGAACAAGAAGAACCAAAAGCAGUCAUAAUUAAGGUUUACAACCGGACGAAUAACGAUGAUGUAUGCACACAACAGACUGCGUCAUUUUCCGUCACAUCGAAAGAAGACGCACGUAGCGUUAUCAAGACUUCACUGGACCAGUUUCAAUAUCAGAACGAAGAUCCUAACGAUUAUCAAUUGUGGCUGUCAGCUAAAGAUCAUGUACCGUAUCCACUAUUAGGUCACGAACUACCUUAUUCGAUAAAGAUGAACUAUUCUCGAUCGACACAAGAGCAGACGCACGAUGAAAACGAUAAUCAUUACGACACAACAUCCAUUAUACAGCAAGGCAAAAACUGUCAGUUCGUACUCAAAAAGACCAAGAAAGGAGGAAAUCGUGUCAACUUAGACAUCGCCAACGCUCAACGAAAGUGGAAGAAUCCCAUCAAAAAAUCUCCGAUCAUUAACUGGGCGAUGAAUAAAAAAUCUGUGAAAGCUCCCUACAACCAGAUGGAAAUGCUACCCCCGGGAAAGCUUUUUGGAAAUCCAUUGACGCAACUAUCAACGGAAGAAAAUCUCAUACCGAAACCAAUCCAGGACAUCCUAACUCAGUUGUUUCGAAAGGGUCCAUCCACUACUGGAAUAUUUCGUAAAUCAGCUCUUCUAAGAACAGCCAAGCAAGUGCGGCAAAUGUUGGAUGCUGGCAAGGAAGUGGACUUUGAAGAGAAAAGUGCAAUUGUUCUUGCCACGGUAUUGAAAGAAUUCUUUCGUUCGUUGCCAGACAGUUUGAUCAUAUCUGAGUUAUACGACGAGUUAGCCGCGACAAAAUCAAUAUCGGAUACAACAAGUCGCGUUGAACAAGUUAAAAGAAUCCUUCAAAAUCUUCCUCAAGAAAAUUACGACAUCGUCAUGAAAUUCAUGUGCGCGCUACACCACAUUCAAAGAUUCUCGGAAAGAAAUAACAUGAACUCUUACAACUUGUCGAUAUGCGUGUCACCCAGUAUUAUGUGGCCACCUGUCAAUAGCAAAUUGGCAGUGACGGACCAAGCAAGCGGUUCUAGUGAUGUUGUGUGCUUUAUAAUCGAUAAUUAUGUGGAUAUAUUCUCGCCCGAGAACGAAUACGUACUUGGUGCAGAAACUGAUAUACAAUUAGACGACGGACAUGGUGAAGACUCUGAUUCCGGUGUUGACCAAGUCAUCUAUAAAUCGCACCAUCCGUCCAUGGAUGAUGAUGACCAAAAAAAUGAUUCCGAAAAAGAAAACGAACCUCCGACGCCUGAUUUUAUAUUCACACCAGAUACCAACCGAUUGAGCUCAGCAUUUGCCCAAAGUGAUUCAAGUAUAGGGACAAACGAUUCCGACGAAACAAAGCCGGUUAUAAAUAAGGUGAACAUACCAUCCAUAUCACUAGUUCCGGAGAAAAUUUCUGUUUCCAAGAGCAGCCCAACGACACCGAUCUUGUCAAGACGUGGCGAUGCUCUCCUGGAACGAAAUAAACCCAACGAUGUAAAGAAUCUUUCAGAUAUGUCCGACCACGAGUUUGGUGACCAAAACGAACAUUUUCAACGGAAGCUACUUAAACAACCGAGAAAUAAACGCGUGUUGAGUAGUACCACAACGAGUGCUGAACUUAUUGAACAUAAACGCCAUAUGUCUGAACCGGCACCGAAACACAACGACAAAAAACGGCAUGAUUUAACAAAGAACAAAAAUGAAAACUUUCAGUCUCGCGGAGCCUCAGAAAGUGCGGCGUCAACUAGGCUUGCUAAGAAAAGCGUCAUCUCUCAACCAAUUAUUCAACAUUUUGCAACUGAAUAUUAUGCCACGCCAAACAUUAUUUUCAAUUCUGUUGAUCGACGGCGUCAACCAGCCGCGCCGUCAUAUGAAGAGCAUAUACAACGAACUCAAGCAAAGCACCGAGUUAUAAAAUCCGCAGCUGUUAAACCGCCUUUGAUUGCACAAGCUCAGGUCGUGCAGCGUCAUCAGGUUGAAAGUUACGAACCGCUGAAAAUGCUCACGAAUAAUAACUCGGCUACCCAACGUGACAUAAACAACGCGUCAAACGCAACCAGUGAAAAUACAUUGCCUAAUCAAAAUAAGAAAACAAAUAGUCAAGAAGAUAUUAACGAACGUUUUAAUUCGAUUGUACAAACUAUUAGUGAUAGUAUGCCUGUGAGUAAAUGUCACUCGACGAGGAUAUCGAGCAAUUCACCAACUCCAAGUUGUUCGUCGUUAACAAGCACGUCUAGUUUAACCUCCUCUCCAAUGGAUACAUCGCCACCUAGAACUGAGGUUGUGAAAAGUCUAGAGGAACCACAAAUGCAAACGGUAAAUGUCGAAACUGUGAACGUUCGAAAAGUAAACAUCCUACCGACAGCACCAAAACCCGACAGAAGAAAAAUACAAAAACUAGACUUAAAAGUUGUGGACACUUCGGUGGAACAUACGCCCGUACGAUACACAAAUAGUUUGGAUAGUAGCGUUUCCGACGUGACGUCUCCACCAAUUUCUGACUGCGUGUUCUUAUCACCGAGUUCGGAUAAAGAAAAUGAAAGUAUGGCGACAUCCCCAAAAUUCAACAGUCCAUUCUCGUUGACUUUAAAAAGCGAAGGGAAAAAGAAUGUAGAGUCCGACGUCAGUGAUAAUCGAGGCCAGUCACUUCAAUUAAAAAAGACUUUGUUAACUAAGGCACCAAUGAAACUUGACCAGCUACGUGGUUCGACUUCCCGAGAAGAUAACGGUAGAGUUGUAACAGCAAGAGAAAUGCGACGAACAAAUAGAAGACUGAAAUCUGAAAUUCGAAAUGCCUUCAACGAGGGAAAGUUUGUUUACAAGCUACCAUCCCGCAGCGAAACUUCUCUCCAGGGUGCUAUUCCAAGUAGAGGUUUGAGGAUGAAUAUUAAUGGACAUUUACGUGGUGAAAACAGCGCAGUGCUAGGAACACAACGAAAUCAUUUAUCAAAACAGACUGCAGACAUACUAGGUGCUUCUCGAAUUCGUUAUACAGAAAAUAAUAACGUUGCAGAAUCAAGGACGUGUGACCACGAUGAUAAUAAAGAAUAUUCACCGCAAAACGAAUCAUAUGUAUGACCACAGCCGAAUAAUUUAGUGAGAAAAUUUUUGCUGUUAAAAAAGGAAAAGUUUCGCAGAAUGAAAAUAAAAUGUCCAUUCCCCUUUCCGUAUCAUGCAGAAUCGUAUACUAAAAAAGUCUACGUCUGCCUGGUAACAAUUUCUUCUACAAAAUCUGAUACAGCGCGUUUUUUCGGAAAUGAAAUUUGGUGACCUUUUUUAAAUGAAAUCCCAGCCUGCUGUGUGGUACGUGCGGAAACUUUGUUUUUUUAGAACGCUUCUUUUAUAAUUUUUCUGUUUUGUAAUAAACUAUUACCUGUAAAUAUGUGACAUGUAUAUUAUUAUUAUUAUUCUUUUAAAAAUGAUUACACCUAUUUUAUCAAUAUAUUUCCUUGUUAAUAUCUA
Messenger RNA from Hydractinia symbiolongicarpus, 5536 nucleotides. RefSeq names its product rho GTPase-activating protein 20-like. Bases 668 to 5152 code for a protein of 1494 amino acids. Lineage: Eukaryota; Metazoa; Cnidaria; Hydrozoa; Anthoathecata; Hydractiniidae. The transcript has 16 exons. Gene Ontology annotation, molecular function: guanyl-nucleotide exchange factor activity; GTPase activator activity. The record is from RefSeq and is a predicted model, not a curated record. Gene Ontology annotation, biological process: signal transduction.